Ascoidea rubescens DSM 1968 is the source of this 1083-nucleotide messenger RNA. RefSeq lists its product as uncharacterized. The record is from RefSeq and is a predicted model, not a curated record. NCBI's taxonomy places the organism in Eukaryota, Fungi, Ascomycota, Saccharomycetes, Ascoideales, Ascoideaceae. The transcript has a single exon. Bases 194 to 757 code for a protein of 187 amino acids.
AAUUUUAUUUAAUUGUUUGAAAAAGAUAUGAAUGUUCAGACUUUUGAAUGAAUUUAAGGCAUUAUCCCUCUAUAUAUAAAUGUCCAAUAUUUUCCCUGAUUUGAAAUGAAAAAGAAAAUGCAAUAUUUAUCUGUAGUCGUUUUUCCUUAUUAAAUUAAAUUUAAUUUCCUAAAAUUGUUUUAGCUAUUUUCCAAUGAUAAAGCAUAUUAAAACGUUUCAAAUCCUUGAGGAUAAUAUACCUUUAGGUAAAUGUCAUACCGUCAGUGAAUUAAAUAAAUUGAUUAGUGACAAGUAUUGUAGAGUUAAAUCUAAAAAACAGCUUACAAUGCAAGGUAGAGAUUUGCUACAAGUUUUAACUAAUAUGAAACUUGUUAUUAAGUAUUAUUUUACACCAAAAAAUAAAAAAGUCAUUGCAUCUAAAUACUUUGACAAAUGUGCUGAAAUUGACUUUCAUCGAAAGAUUGUGAUGAAAUACACUUGUUGGUCUCAAGAAAAGUGUUACAGCGUGGUCAAAUAUCCUGAUGUACCUAUCGAAUUGGGUCAUUUUACCAAGUUGGAGCUUUCUCUGUUGUUCAGACUCUAUGAGAGUGGUUUUGUUCGAGAGGCAAUCGGUUUCUUGGAGAAACUUGAUGAGCGCCCUGUGAAUGUUGAACCACAAUAUAGGGUGCUGAAACGCAGAAGAAUGAGUAAGGACAUUGGUUUCAAGCAGAAAUCGUAUGGGUCUUACUCCAAUCCAAUCGAUGUUAUCGAGCUGUGAGUCUCUUUUUCACCCGAUAAGAACAAGGUUCAUGUUCAUUUUUUUUAGGUCACGUGAACCUGUAAUUUAAUGACUUGAUGACGUUUUUGUUGUUUUUUUUGUAAUUCUCAACACGUUUGAAUGUUGUUGGAUGGAGUUUGGUUUUUGUGAUGAGACGAAUGGUUUGUUCGUCUCUGCGCUGACCCGUUUUUGUUUUUACGGAUUCAUUCGUUUGAAACCAUUCCGUUCUUAGCGAGAAAUCUUAAUAGCAUUUAUUUUGUGUAUACUUUUUUUAUAUUUUAGAUUAUUUUAUUUCAUUCUAAUAAUACAAUACCUUGCUUUUUUUU